CAUAAAUCAAGAAGAAAAAAAUAAUAAAUUUAUUUUCAUACAUUUUUAAAAACUGAGUUAUUUGUAGAAAUAUAAAUUAUCUCAUGGGAGGACACGUGCCCGCACACCAAUGCACUGAAACCAAAUCCAGUCGCCAAAUAUUGGUCGGUUGCUCAUUAAUCAAAUGAAUGAAAUAUGUUGGCAAACGUAUUAAAAAUAUUUAGCAAGCCAUUGAAAUAUUAAAUAGCGCUACUUGUAGACAAUUAGCCAAAAAUUAUGACUUUUAAUCACAGGCAGCGCGGCAAAAAAAAACGAAAUCGAAAAUACUGCAGACGAAGACGAACGAGAGCCACGCCCUCCUCGCCACAAUUUCACACAUGUUUUAAAAAUAAACCAAUUUGUGAGGGGAAUAUGUUUCCGUUUCUUUCUGUCUUGAGGACCGGCCGUAUAAAGUAUUCAACAUAGGCUCCGCCCAGCCAGGCGAUCAUCUUGAAAAAUCGGCCAGUGAGCAGGAUGCUCCGAAUAUUCAAAUUAGUUUUCCGUAAGAUCUCGACGCGCGCUGUUGUCUGCGGGAUAAAAUUCCGAUACGGUUUCAAGAGCAUCUGGAAUCUAUAUACCGAUCCCAAAAUCGUAUUAAAUCAGUAAAAUGAUGAAUUCGCAAUCGGCGGUGCGUCGUUAUCCACACAGUUUCUCCAUCGAACAAAUCCUGGCCAAGCCGGAAAUGCGUAGCUCCGAUUCCUCCUUUCCGGAAUCGGCGCAGGAUGAAAGUGGUCGCGGUGGCUUAUGUGGUGGUGCUUCGCGUGUUUCGAGUCCAGCCACAUCGAGUUGCUUGGAGGAUAACUUGGAUGACGGCAAAAGUGAUAUCGAUUUGGCCUCGGAUGAUGGAAACGGCCUCGGGGAUGACCGCAAGAAGCGUCCGAGAACCGCCUUUUCGGCAGCCCAAAUCAAAGCCCUGGAAACCGAGUUCGAGAGGGGAAAGUAUCUUUCGGUGGCAAAGCGAACAGCACUUGCCAAGCAGCUCCAACUCACAGAAACGCAGAUAAAGAUCUGGUUCCAGAACCGCCGGACCAAGUGGAAGCGCAAGUACACCUCAGACGUGGAGACGCUGGCCUCGCACUAUUACGCCCAGCUGGGAAUCGGAGGAUUGGCCAGACCAAUGGUGGUUGGAGAUCGGCUGUGGCUCUUCAGCCAAACGCCAACGGGUCCCACGCCCAUUCAGUCCAUCAUGCUGAACGGAAGCGGAUCGGCUGCACCCAUGCCAUCGGCGGCGGCUACCGGUUCACCCAUGCGUCCGUAUCCGACGAGUGGCGGAAUGCCUCCUCUACCGGGACCCAGUGUGAUGGAGAGUGCCCGCAAUGCAAUACUGGCACGCGGACAGCCUUUGAACUUUGCUCUGCCCUUUGGAGUGGCCAAGCCACCGGCGGGAGGAGUCCACUCAACCAGCUACAUCCCUCGUUGCAAGUCGUACGCGGGCAGCUAUGUGGAUUAUGCUGCCUCCCUGCCACCAAACGAGGCCUAUCUGCAGAUGAAGUACGCCACAUUGCCGCCGGAAACGGAAAGCGGGUCCUCCAAUGGUUUGGCCGAACUGGAACGCGUCUUCGGGGAUGCGAAUGCCAACUUUCUACAGCAACGGAACACUCCAGCCGGUGGAGUAGCGACAUCCUACGGCCAUGACGGAUUAAAUCAAGCCCAAAGGAGCCGAAGACCCACGCAAUCAGAGUCCGAGUGCAGCGACAUUGACUGCGAGCAGCUGGACGAGGAUGAGGAUCAACCAGCUGUGGAGUAAAACUACAUACAUGGUUUAAUCUUUAGAAUUUAUGUUCCGUACGUCUCUCACACACAAAAAUAUGCUCAUACAAAGGGUAGUCAUAGGGGGUAGAGUACAUGUCUCGUCUGUGUAGAUUCCAUUACAACUAGCUGAGAGUGGCACACUUUCAGACCUGCCCGGGAUUAUUGGCUCACCCCUUGUGGCCCAACACUGGUCUAGUUCUCGUCCUAGUUCUAGUUCUAGCGCUAGUUAUUGCUAUUCUAUGUUACAUUGUGGGUCGGGUAUCGUUUACUGACUGGCUCUCAACAAUUAAUAAAUGUAAAUUAAUUAAUUAAAAAUCACAAAUCACAAA
Molecule: messenger RNA, 2099 nt
Organism: Drosophila suzukii
Lineage: Eukaryota; Metazoa; Arthropoda; Insecta; Diptera; Drosophilidae
Gene: lms
Product: lateral muscles scarcer
Biological process (GO): central nervous system development; regulation of transcription by RNA polymerase II; neuron differentiation
Cellular component (GO): nucleus
Molecular function (GO): DNA-binding transcription factor activity, RNA polymerase II-specific; RNA polymerase II cis-regulatory region sequence-specific DNA binding
Source: RefSeq, a predicted model, not a curated record